AUGGACCAAGAGAUCACGGCGAUGCAAGAGGGUAUGCUGCAAAUUCAGCAGCAGCUGCGCGCCGAAACGUCGUCGCGGGAGGACAGCUGCAACCACCUCCUGAACCGCUUGGACGGCGAUGUCCGAGCGCGCGCCGAGGCCAGUGGCACCGAGAUCUCGCUGAAGGAGCUCAGGGCAAGGAUGGAGCACCUUCAGCAGGUGUGCGACACCCGAGACCGGGUUACCACGCAGAAGCUGUCGGAGCUGCUGUCCGCGAUCGAGAGCGAGGCCAAGGAGAGGGCUGUGGCGGACGAUGAAGUUUUGCGCAAGCAGGGCGCAACCAAGGAGGCACUCCCGGCAUUGAUCGCAGCGGAAAGGCGCCUGACCGAUGCAGCCUUGGCCAAGUUGGAGGAGGCCCUUCGUCAGGAAGACGUUGCGGAGAGGCAGCAGAGAAAUCAGGCGCUGGCUGCCUUGGAAGUGCGCUGGCAACAACUCCGCGAGGCGACCGAGGAGGCGCUCAAGCACCGUCUGGAGCAGCACAGCGGCGUUGCCUUGGAAGUGAACAAGGUGUCCGAGGCACUGCUGGAAGAGUCGAGGGCCCGGCAGCAGGAGCAGAAGGUCCUUGCGAAUGAUCUGCAGCGCCUGGGACAGGAGGUCACGGACUCGGCUGCCUCGCGGCGCUCCGCGGAAGAAGGUUUGCGAGAACAGCUCGCCCAGAUGUUGAAGCGGCUCGACCAGGCAAAAGAUGCCCAGCACAAGCAGGACGUCAGCGUUGCGACCAGCCUCGAGGAACUGCGCAAGUCCAUCAGCUUGGAAGCGGCCUCCAGGGAGUUGGCCUUCGGGCAGCUUCACAAGGACUUUCAGAACGAUGUCCUGGUUAAGGAAGAGCUGCUGAGCGCUGCCAACAAGGGCAUCCAGCGGGCCGCGGCGAAGGUCACCGAGGAAGGCCUGUAA
Symbiodinium natans is the source of this 933-nucleotide messenger RNA. Lineage: Eukaryota; Dinophyceae; Suessiales; Symbiodiniaceae. The record is from the annotation of a GenBank genome assembly.